Notechis scutatus (mainland tiger snake) is the source of this 1200-nucleotide messenger RNA. Lineage: Eukaryota; Metazoa; Chordata; Lepidosauria; Squamata; Elapidae. The record is from RefSeq and is a predicted model, not a curated record.
GAUCGACGUGAGAGCAUUCGUCCUCAUGGCUCUUCUCGCUUGCGUCUUGGGCCGACCUUAUAAUUUUUGCUCCGCCGGCCGGAACUGAGAUGUUCUCCAAGCGAAAGACUCGCAACGUCCAAGCCACUUGUCCCAAUGUGCUGACCCCUGACACAAUCCCUUCCUUUUUGAUCCCACCCAACCUCGCCACCCUCCAAGGCCGCCGGGCAGCUGGGAACCCCAGGCUGGGUGAUGCAUCAGCCCUGCCAGUCAAAAACAAGGGCGCUGCGGUGCAGAAGGAGGGACCGCAGGCCGGGACGCGACGCCCAGGCACUCCCGCCACGAUCCAGCUCCCAACCCCGAUGGACUUGGGGUGCCUGCCCGAAAGCCCCAACACCUGGCGGCGGGAAUCGCUGUUCCAUAGCAAGCCCCCGCCCCACCGAGGGCAAGUUGGCUGCUUUUCCUCCCCACGGACAAGGCCCCUUUCGCAGCCCACUCCGGGCCCGGACAGCGACACUGCCUCUUCCGCGGAAAAUUCCCCGUACAAUUCCCCCGUGCCCAUGCGUCCUCUCGAUGGGCUCCUGCCGGGCCAUGGCUAUGGGCACCGGCGGCGCUUGGCAUGCCGCUCCCCGCACACCCUGCGUCCCAGCUCCUUCUCCACGGAGGACACCAGUUCGACGGACACCAGUCCCUGCUGCCUGCGCCGCGAGGCCGACCCUCCCUGGAUCUCGCCGGGUGCUUGGUCCCUGGCGCCGCUCUUCCCCCUGGGCUUGAUCCGCUGCCGCCAGCGGCUGACCAAAGAGGUCACGUUGACGGUCAGCCAAGGCGGGCAGCUGCGUCUCUCCAGCGAGUACCUCCAACCGCCGGGCAGCCUGCGGGUACGGCUGGUGAGCGCCGAAGGCUUCUACCCGCCGCAGGGCAGCCCUCGCCACCUCCACUGCUGCGUGGGCCUCCAGCUGCGGCCCGGCCCAAGUCAAAGGCAGCGCAGCGCCAUCAUCAAGAGGACACGCAACCCCAUCUUCAACGAGGACUUCUUCUUCGAGGGGGUGACCCCCGAGGAGCUUCCCCGGCGCAGCCUGAGGAUCAAAGUGCUGAACAAAUCCUGCAGCCUUCGGCGGGACGUCGUGUUGGGCGAGUGUGAUGUCCCACUGGAUUCUCUUCUGCCCUGAACCAGGAGGGGCGGUCCUUGGCAGAGAAGUGCCGGGGGUGGUAUGGAUGUCC